UUAUCCAAAAUAACAAAUGGUUGUAGAAAUGUAUAUAGGACUCUGUUUUGUAUAGACUUUCAAAUUAAACAGAGCUCCUUAAUUCUUGUCGUUUAUAGAAAUCGUUUUCUUCGUUUCACUAUCAAGAAAAUUAUGGUUUAGUUUAGGCAUUAUGAUAUUAUUAUUUGUGCAGCUUGAUUAAUAUCUGAUAUUCCCCCGUAUGCUUUUUGUUGGGUUGUUAUGGGGUUCUCUGAUUCUUUGUUUGGCAAAGCUGCCAGAAAGUUCAUCAAAAGGAAAGAUAGCGAUGCAGGCGAAGCAGGUCGAGCACUGGAAGAACUCAGAAGUUCUCUUUACAAUGAGCUACGAACCUCCGAAGGUGCUAAGCGCCAACAGCAAAGAUUUUGUGGGCCGGUCGUGGCAAUGAUAUUUAAUUUCAUGGUUUCUGUCGGCAUUAUUAUGGCAAACAAAUUGGUGAUGGGGAGAAUUGGAUUUAACUUCCCAAUUUUUCUCACAUUAAUCCACUACAUUACUGCAUGGAUUCUACUUGCCAUUUUCAAGGCAUUCUCACUGCUUCCAGUCUCCCCACCUUCUAAAACAACUCCCGUGCAUUCUCUCUUCUCGUUGGGGACUGUCAUGGCUUUUGCCUCUGGCCUUGCCAAUACCAGCCUAAAGCAUAACAGUGUUGGUUUCUACCAAAUGGCUAAAAUUGCUGUCACCCCUACCAUUGUUCUUGCAGAGUUCAUCUUCUUCAGGAAAACCAUUUCUUUCAAGAAGGUUUUGGCUCUGGCUGUUGUCUCUGCAGGUGUGGCAGUAGCAACUGUAACAGAUUUGGAGUUCAAUUGGUUUGGUGCUUUGGUUGCAAUUGCAUGGAUAAUCCCAAGCGCCAUAAAUAAAAUCCUGUGGUCUAACUUGCAGCAGCAAGGCCAUUGGACUGCUCUUGCGUUGAUGUGGAAGACAACUCCAACUACGGUUUUCUUCUUACUAGCACUGAUGCCAUGGCUGGAUCCACCAGGAGUGCUAAAAUUUAAGUGGAAUCUCUAUAGCAUUGCAGCUGUUCUUAUAUCUUCUGCACUUGGUUUUCUCCUUCAAUGGUCGGGAGCUUUGGCGCUUGGGGCAACAUCGGCAACUUCUCAUGUUGUUCUAGGACAAUUCAAGACUUGUAUGAUAAUGUUUGGAGGCUAUCUUUUUUUUGAUUCAGAUCCAGGGUCCAUAAGCAUCUGUGGAGCUGUUGUUGCUCUUUGUGGAAUGACAGUAUAUACAUCACAGAACUUUCAGAAAUCGGGUGAAAGUUUGAGUAAGCAGAACUUACCAUCUCCGAGACCAAAACCAAACGAUAGAGAGAGCUUUUUAGAGUCGGACGUUAAAGAUGCUUCAAAUGUUGUCUAAAAUGUGAAUUAAGCAAUUAGCUAAUAACAUAAUUCUUUUGUGAAUGAGAAUAGGGCCUUGGCAUAUCCUUCUAUGUCAUUUCAACCUUAGGAAUCAUAAUUAACUCUUUGCAUGGGAUGUAA
This is a messenger RNA of Corylus avellana, 1487 nucleotides long. RefSeq names its product Nucleotide/sugar transporter family protein. The record is from RefSeq and is a predicted model, not a curated record. Lineage: Eukaryota; Viridiplantae; Streptophyta; Magnoliopsida; Fagales; Betulaceae.